Rhinichthys klamathensis goyatoka is the source of this 6429-nucleotide messenger RNA. It is a transcript of the gene mark4a, whose product is annotated as MAP/microtubule affinity-regulating kinase 4a. The transcript is spliced from 17 exons. Gene Ontology annotation, biological process: microtubule cytoskeleton organization; protein phosphorylation; intracellular signal transduction. NCBI's taxonomy places the organism in Eukaryota, Metazoa, Chordata, Actinopteri, Cypriniformes, Leuciscidae. The record is from RefSeq and is a predicted model, not a curated record. Gene Ontology annotation, molecular function: tau-protein kinase activity; ATP binding; protein serine/threonine kinase activity. The coding region runs from base 614 to 2890 and encodes 758 amino acids. Gene Ontology annotation, cellular component: cytoplasm.
CGCGCGUGUCAGUACCGAGACGAGCGAGCGCUAGCGGAGGCAGCAGUGGCGCAUCUCACAUAUAUCUGCCGCUGGAAUAUAACGGCUGCUUUAGGAUGUGAACGGGUUUCGGCCUCGUCACCGACCAAAGCUUCUGUUUUCCCAUGACAAACAGAUGCGACAAGAGAACAAGCGAGCGCGAGAGUGAACGGUACAGUGGAGCGGAGAGAUCAUCGGUAUUAUUAUGAGAAAAGAGGACGGGGUUGUCGGAGCCGUAUUUGUUUUGCUCGCGGAGAUGAGGCGGGGGGUAGCGAGUCGCUACAAAAUCGUUGGGCUCCGGCCAAGCAUUACUCUGUUUUAGCACAUAUAUACCGCCGCGCUUGCGUUUACAUCGUCAACAGACGCGUUUGAUCGCUACGGUUUGCAUCGCAGAAAAAUAAUGCAGCUGUCUCGAGGACAUCUGUGAGAUUUGCCGCUGCCAUGACAGACGCAGGCUUUACCGAGCAGGCGGUUUGAGACGAGCACGGCCCCAGCUGUAGCAGCACGGCCGAUGUGGGCUGCGUUUACCGGGGGAGAUUAAAUCUGCAUACUGUUCGCGCUAUUCCUCUUUAACCGUUUGCAAUCUCAGGGAAAAAUGUCCUCUCGGUCUGCUUUACCGUCUGCGAACGACCGGAGCACAGAUCAUCAUGCAUCUCUGGGGGCGAGUCGUUCAGAGAAGGGGACGAAUGUGUCGAGUCGUUCACUGGGUGCCAGAUGUCGUAACUCCAUGGCCUCUAGCUCAGACGAGUUGCCCCACAUCGGAAACUACCGGCUCCUUAAAACCAUCGGCAAGGGCAACUUUGCUAAAGUCAAGCUAGCCCGCCACAUCCUCACAGGCAAAGAGGUUGCAAUAAAGAUUAUCGACAAGACUCAGUUGAACCCAACCAGCCUACAAAAGCUGUUCAGAGAAGUGCGGAUCAUGAAGACCCUUCAUCACCCCAACAUUGUGCAACUCUUUGAGGUUAUUGAAACAGAGAAGACGCUUUAUCUUGUGAUGGAAUAUGCAAGUGGAGGUGAGGUGUUUGAUUACCUGGUGUCUCAUGGGAGAAUGAAAGAAAUAGAGGCUAGAGCCAAAUUCAGACAGAUUGUGUCAGCUGUUCAUUACUGUCAUCAGAAGAAUAUAGUUCACAGAGAUCUAAAGGCAGAGAAUUUGCUGUUGGAUGCAGAUGCUAACAUAAAGAUAGCAGACUUUGGCUUUAGUAAUGAGUUUACGUUGGGAAAUAAGUUGGACACCUUCUGCGGUUCCCCGCCUUACGCAGCUCCAGAGUUGUUUCAAGGAAAAAAGUAUGACGGGCCAGAGGUGGACAUCUGGAGCCUGGGUGUCAUCCUCUACACGCUGGUCAGCGGGUCUCUUCCUUUUGAUGGACAGAACCUCAAGGAGCUGCGUGAGCGAGUGUUGAGGGGGAAGUACCGUGUACCCUUCUACAUGUCCACAGACUGUGAGGGGAUUCUGCGCAGGUUUCUUGUGCUCAAUCCCAGCAAACGUUGCACUCUAGAGCAAGUGAUGAAGGAUAAGUGGAUGAAUUCAGGGUUUGAGGGCGAUGAGCUGAAGCCUCACAUUGAGCCAGCAGAGGACUACAGUGACGCCAACCGCAUUGAGAUUAUGGUCGGGAUGGGUUUUACUACAGAAGAAAUUAAGGACUCUUUACUCACUCAGAAAUAUAAUGAAGUCACGGCUACAUAUCUACUGUUGGGCCUGAAGACUGAGGAUGGUGCUGAGUCACGAGUUAGUGGCAGUAUGACGUUGCCACGUGUGCGUCCAAGCCCAAUGACCAAUGGAACCAACAAACAAUCCUCUUCUUCAUCAUCUUCCUCAUCUUCACACAGCAAGACUCAGCGCAGCGCCUCUACCUACCACCGCCAGCGACGGCACAGUGACUUCUGUGGUCCUAGCAUGCCUGUGAUGCACCCUAAGCGUAGCCCGACCAGCGGUGGAGAUCGUGAGCUGCGUGAGAGCCGCAUGCCGCCGAGGAAGGCCAGCUGUAGUGUAACGGGCAGUCGAACCCUACCACCAUCUAGUCCAAUGGUCAGCACCGCCAACAACCCCAACAAGGCAGAGAUACCUGAUCGCCGCAAGGAGAUGACCGCCACCACAAACAAUAUCCCAGGAAGUACUAUGACCCGUAGAAACACGUACGUAUGUACAGAUCGUUCCAGCACUGACCGACACUCGCUGCUGCAGAACGGCAAAGACAACAGCUCUCUGUCUCACCGCCUCCCUCCCACCUCUCCCUCCACUCUCAGUAUUGUUGGAGCGGGAGCAUCCUCCUCUUCUUCCUCAGGUGAGCGCUGUCGGCUGACACGUGGAUCCACCAUCCGGAGCACCUUCCAUGGGGGUCAGCUCCGUGACCGUGUACCGCCCACCUAUGGACCUCCGCCCACGUCGCCCACCCUGAGUCAUGACGCUGGAGCCCUGCCGGCCAAUGCCCGCAGCCGGGCCACCUCUAACCUGUUCAGCAAACUCACCUCCAAACUCACACGCAGGAUCACAAAUGAAUCUGAGGGAGUCAGCAGAUCUUCGGUCACAGGUGGCCAUUUAUCUGGGGAUCAGAAAGCGUCCCAGUCCUGGGGCAGGGGAGGGGGGUGGGAUGUAAGGGGUCGUUUCCCCCGUCCCCCCCGGGCCCCUGCAGAAGUGGUACUGGCCUUGCGUGAGGCAGCGAGGGGAUGCGGCUGCCAGGUCCGGCACGCUGGCCCGUUUCUGCUGUGCUGCAGUCAUGGAUCGGCAGGAUCAAAAGUCGCAUUCCAAGCUGAGGUGUGCCAACUGAGUGUGGGUCCCGCAGAGACAAACGGAGUUCGCUACACACGCCUGUGGGGGGCUCCCCUCGCCUUCAGGCACAUCGCAUCACAGAUCUCUAAAGAGGUGGAGCUCUGAGGGGACGGGGGAGGAGACUUGACUCGUAGAUGUCCCCUCACUAUAUCCGUUGUUAUAGAGAUCUGACCUAUGUGUUAUAGACAAAAUCUGAUCCCUCCAACAACACUCAACACACACCUGAACACACAUACACGUAAACAAACACAGUCACCUUAAAAGCACGGGACACUCAAUCCUGACAAUAUGGAAAUCUAAAGUACAAAAACAAGCACACCCCUUCCAUGCAUAAACAUGAGCGCUAUUAGAGCGCUACAGAUACACACACACACACUCACUCUCUGAAAAGCCUCAUUCACUGGGUCUGGAUUGAAUCCAGUUUAGUAUUUUUAUUCUCAUUCUAGUCAUGAAAUUCUUACUUCAAUAAUUGAUGUCAUUCUUUUUUUUAACCACUUUUGUAUGUUUUCAACAAGUCUUGACAUUUUAAACGGGUCAUCAUUUUUAUGUUUUUGUGAUUUAAUGUGUCUUACAUUUUCUUAAUACUAAGUCAAAGCAUUGAAUCAUUGACAAUGUAGGACUGUAGCUGCCAAUGAACUAUAUGCACAAAUGUGAAGUUGGCAAACGUAUCCUAACUUCAUCAUAGCUCACGGUGCGCACCCAAAUCCACAUCACAUUCGCUGGCGACCACAAAUUUGAUCAGGCUGCAAGCCAACCAUCUACACUUUGUUUUUGAGAUUGUCCGAGCAAAAUUUUGUUCCCUAGAUUAGAAAUCUGUUUUUCUGAUGUAUAGUGCCAGUUUACUUACUUUCUACCAUGUUUAAUUUAGAAGAGACAUUUAAUGCCAAAUGACUUUCCCUGACCCUUCUCGGACACAGGCACGUUGAUUGGUUGGUUGUUAAUCCUUCAUUUCAACUCCUAGUUAGUUAAACUUUGCAAAUAGUCACCUCUCCUUUUAUCCAGUCUGAGUGGAGUUGAGGUUAUCACAUGAGUGAUUUUACUAAGACAGAUGGUUUUAGUGUUCAGUGUCAUAAAAAAGACACACUUCCUGCAUUGUAGAUAUCUGAUUAAAUUGCAUGUCUAGAAAAAAACACCUUUCUUAUUCAAUAUUAUUGAAUUGUCAAUAGAUUCUCUCCCACCUCCAGUAUUAAAAAGAAAUAGAAAAGUAAAUAUCCAAUACAGAAAUGGUGUUUGCAUUGCAAAAUAUGUUGUGGUUCAGCAUUAGCAGACAUUAAAUCAUAGUCACAUUCAUUAGCACACACGUGUCAGCUUUUUUCUUUAAAAUUCCCAGGCUUUAUAUAUGACUAAAUUGGUAUUGAAAAAUAUUUUGAUCCCUUACCCAAUCAUUUUGGCACCAGAUAUCUAAAAUGCAGGAUGUUUUAAUGCAAGAGUACAGGAAGAGGUUCAGUGCUCUCACUACUGAAAUAUGUUUUUGGGGCAAAGGCACCAACAGGGCUUUGAAAAACGUGAUUUAUUUAUUUAUUGUAAAAUCAGUUGCACUUGCAAUCUUGUAAUAAUAUGGCAUCUAUAUGGCUCUGUUUCCAUUGCAAAAUCUUAACAAUGCUGUGUAACUAACAGAAAUGCAGUUUAAAAAUGGACCAUGGACAUUGUGUCAUGGACUGGUCAUGUUUUUGCUAUAGCUCAUGUUGGUUUUUAUUCAUACACAAGUUUGUCUCUUUAACAGAUUUGUAAUCAUGUUAUUAUCAAUUUAACAGGGGUUUCAUUUGCAGGUUUGAGACCUGAAUAGAAUAUAUAUGCUGCUUCAGAUUUUUCUGUCAUGGGUAGAAUUAGGUUUGUUUGGAGCUUAUUUUUAAAAUAAUACUCUUGGCUUACUUUUUGAUCGAACCAGUUCUGGUUUUUGAUGUGUAACAAGGCCUAGUUUUGCAAUAGUUGUCAAUUUGCCAAGCAUAAGCAAUUCACAACCGACGGUGAUCAAAAUGUAAUUGUGAAUGGUGAUAAUUGUGCAAUAGCAUUAGAUGUUACUGUCAUGUCUAGAAGUUGUUUCUAUCUUAAUGCAAAGCCAUGCUUUGACCCUGUUGGUGCUGCCAGCCCGUAGACAGUACGAUAUUGAUCAAGGACAUGGUUUGAGCAAUGAGGGCAUAGUGUAUAGGACACUUGCUAGUUCAGUUUGGAUAAACAGGUUGAUUUAAUAUGGUUGGUCUGUUAUUUUUUGAUUGGGGAAUCAUUGUGCUGUCAUGUGUGAAAUAUAUUGUAGAUACUAAAGGAUUAUAUGCCACUUUCUCCAUGUUUGUGAUGGCAUCUCCCUCUGUUCAUGAGAGGGUGUUGGAUUGUGGUACAGAAAACAAGCUUGGUUCUUGAUUUUGGUUUUGUCUGCUGCAAGUAUGUCAAAUGCUUUGAGAUGCUUGAAAGUUCACUUGUUAUGACUGACUCCACAGGUAUCACUGUGGUGCUUCACCAUUGACCUUUAGCCAGACAGUGAGCCUCCUAGCCCACCUUGCAAGUCUGACAUCUUAUCAUUCAUCCACUUUUUGUUGUUCACUUUAUUCUCUGCUUUUGUGCCGCACAUUCGCAAAGACACCUAGUUUCUCCUCGUCCAAUUGCUGAAUCACUGGAAAUCCUCGUGUCAUUGUUCUGUCUGCUCUGUGACUGGACUCCUGUUGUGGAGACGCUCCCUGUUUUAAACUGAACAGGGUAAAGACUGCACGUCCUGGACCAGUCUGACCCGGUCUCCGCAUCAGACCGGCUCUGUCUGGUUUGGACUGCUAGGAUCUGUAUCUGUUCGACGUCCAUUAAGACCUCUGUGCACUCAUGUUGACUUGAAUCAGCUGCAUCCUAUGGCUCUGUGGGUUUAUACCCAUGUUUGGCCACCGGAAGGCGCCAAUGUCUUAAAUGUGAACACUUCGAAUUGUGUAUAUUUGCACAGGUACUUAAUUUAUUUUCUAGAAUAAUUAUCUUGGGAGAAAAAAAUUAUUGGUUUAUAUCAGUCAAAUUCUGGCUGUAUAUAAAGAUUAUGAUACUGAUGAUAAUAUUGUGAGUAUAGUAUAUACAGUAUUUUAGAAUUCCAGGUAAAUUCAUAGCUAGAGCAGAGACCCUCUGCUAGCUCUCCAGACGUUUCUAUGUGUGCUGAAGUGAAACACUAAACUGCAAUCCUGCAUGAUUCAGAGCAAGGAUGGAGAAAGAGAGACUACAUAUGUGAAAUAACAGAACGGGCAAAAGCAAAAGAAUUUGAGGGAGAGAGAGAGCGUGUAUGCGUGUGCAUGUAUGUGUGAAUGUGUGCGUCUGUGUAUUGCGCUACUCUGUUGACCUGCCUCCCUCUCUCUCUCUCUCUCUCUCUCUCUCUCUCUCUCUCUCUCUCUCUCUCUCUCUCUUUCUCUCUCUCUCUCUCUGCUGGUAGGAAAUGUUUGUGUGAGAGGAUGGCAGCCAUACUUGACCUGGAGUGAAAGUGUGUCCGUAUGAAUUAGCUUUUCUUGAUGUUAUUUAAAGGCAUUAAAAAGAGUAUUAGCGAGAAUUGUGAGUUGGUGUGCCGGGCGUGAAACGUCUGAAUGACAAAUCCCUCCAGUUCAGUGUUGUGCUGUCUGUGAUGUAAACUGUAUGCUAUGAUAUUGGGUUUCUCAUGAUGCAUUUAGCUAAUAUGCAAUAUGACA